Malania oleifera is the source of this 2360-nucleotide messenger RNA. RefSeq names its product probable glycosyltransferase At5g03795. Bases 233 to 2083 code for a protein of 616 amino acids. The record is from RefSeq and is a predicted model, not a curated record. Lineage: Eukaryota; Viridiplantae; Streptophyta; Magnoliopsida; Santalales; Ximeniaceae. Gene Ontology annotation, molecular function: glycosyltransferase activity. The transcript is spliced from 4 exons.
GUUAGGGGCAGAAGUGGAAAAAAGUGGCCAUAUUUGCAUGAGGAAACGGGAGAGAGAACUGACACCUGGGCGUCUGCGUGGCGGUGUCACUCAUCGUCUUCUUUUUCUCCCCUAACCCCACAAUCUCUCAGUACCACUCCCACCCCGCCCGCCCUUCUCACAUCAACAAUACAGAGAGGGAGAGACAGAGAUGGGAAAGGGCGCAUAGUACAUAUAAUCAUAUGAUAUAGGUAUGGGUGAUACUGAGCAGAUUAGUUGUAAGAAGCAGCAGCAGGGAUGGCGACGGUGGUCAUCAUCAUCAUCAUCAGGGAACGGUGUGUCGGUUAUGCUGGUUCCGUUGAUGGUCAUUGUACUGCUGCUGCUGGUCAUGUUCUCUGGAGGUCCCAAUAUCUUAACAAUCAGCAGUAGCAGCAGCAGUAGAAGUAGCGAUCAUGGCUCUAAUAACAUAUGGGUGUUUGUUUCUGACUACCCUCGUUCUUGGCUUCCUACUCAUCAUCAUUCUAAUACUUCUACUACUGCUUCUACUGCGAAGGCGGAGGAGGAGGAUCGCUUCCAUCACCUGGAUUUGAACUCUACUGCAGGCUCAUCAAGCCAUCAGUCCCUGCCGCCGGUUGCCGCCGCCGCUACUGCUGAUGAUGACCAUGAAGAUCAUCUCGACCCUAUUAAACAUGAAGAAGAAGAAGAAGAAGAAGAAGACGAAGAAGAAGAAGAAUCUGACGAUGAUGAGGACUACCCAUCAUCAGCAGACUCUGUGGAUCAUGCGUCUUCUUCCUCGCCGCCUGAUGCAGCACCCACUUUCCAUGGCCAUCAUCAUCAUGAUGUUAAUGCUAGCACAAAGGAAGUCACCCUAAACAUUUCAACGGUCGGACCCAUGAAUGAUUCCGACUCUGGUCUAACAACAAGAGGACCUCCAAAGGAAUACAAUGAACUUGAGAGGCUGGAGGCUGGACUUCGAAGAGCUCGAGCUGCCAUUAAACAACCCAGAGGUGGCGCCCAAAAUCAGACACUGGACCAUGACUAUGUGCCGGUUGGUCCAAUGUAUUGGAAUGCCAAUGCCUUCCACAGGAGCUACUUGGAAAUGGAGAAACAGUUAAAAGUGUUCGUGUACGAAGAAGGGGAGCCCCCGGUGUUCCACAAUGGUCCUUGCAAGAGCAUUUACUCCAUGGAGGGGACCUUCAUUCACAAGAUGGAGAUAAACAGCCAGUUCCGGACCCGUGAUCCUCGCAAAGCCCAUGUAUUUUUCCUCCCUUUCAGUGUCACAAUGCUUGUCCAAUUUGUAUAUGUGCGCAACUCUCACGAUUUUAGUCCCAUCAAACAAACCGUCGUCGACUAUGUCAAUGUCAUCGCCGAGAAAUACCCUUUUUGGAAUCGAAGCCUCGGCGCUGAUCACUUCAUGCUAGCUUGCCAUGAUUGGGGGCCAGAAACAUCCCGUUCCGUUCCUUACCUACACCGAAACUCCAUUAGAGCUCUAUGCAAUGCAAAUACUUCAGAAGGAUUCAACCCCGCAAAAGACGUAUCCUUUCCGGAAAUCAAUCUCCAAACUGGUGGAACGAACGGCUUACUCGGUGGGCCUUCCCCCUCGCGCCGCCCCAUUCUAGCUUUCUUUGCAGGUGGCCUGCAUGGACCAAUAAGGUCUAUACUCCUUGAGCAUUGGGAGAACAAAGAUGAGGAUGUAAGGGUGCACCGAUACCUUCCGAAAGGGAUUUCUUACUAUGACAUGAUGAGAAAGAGCAAGUACUGCAUUUGCCCAAGCGGGUACGAAGUAGCCAGCCCGAGAGUCGUUGAGGCAUUAUACACGGGGUGCGUUCCGGUGCUAAUAUCGGACCAUUACGUGCCGCCUUUCAGUGAUGUUUUGAACUGGAAGGCAUUCUCGGUUGAGGUUCUGGUGAGGGAAAUUCCAAACCUGAAGCGAAUUUUAAUGGGCAUAUCUCAAAGACAGUAUAUAAGGUUGCAGAGGAGAGGAGUUCAAGUAAGAAGGCAUUUUGAGGUGAAUUCUGCUCCCAAGAGGUUCGACGUGUUCCAUAUGAUACUUCAUUCUAUCUGGCUUAGACGGUUGAAUGUUCGGGUUCAUGAGAUAAACUGAGGUAAGUGUAGAAUGUAGAUGACUCUUUAGGUGAAGAAUUCAAUUUGAAGUUUGUGUGAAAUUUAGUUUCUUGAUUAUCUAGGCAGCCUGUGAAAGUUCAACUAGUAAAAUAGUCAUUUUGUGGUAUUAGAGACAAUGAGUUAGUCCCCAAACGGUAGAUUUUGGACUUUCAUAUGGAGAUCUUGGGUUUUAAUUUCACGAAUUCCUACGUUUAUGGUACGAAGAAAUAUGUACGGAUUUUAUUAUUAUUAUUAUCAUCAUCGUUGUUGUUGUUUUA